Molecule: messenger RNA, 5443 nt
Organism: Ooceraea biroi (clonal raider ant)
Lineage: Eukaryota; Metazoa; Arthropoda; Insecta; Hymenoptera; Formicidae
Gene: Cnot4
Product: CCR4-NOT transcription complex subunit 4
Biological process (GO): protein ubiquitination
Cellular component (GO): CCR4-NOT complex
Molecular function (GO): RNA binding; metal ion binding; ubiquitin-protein transferase activity
Source: RefSeq, a predicted model, not a curated record
CUCUCUCUCUCUCUCGCGCGCGCUCUCUCGCCGUCAUCGACGCUCUCCUUUACUCCUCCUCUCCCCACCCUCUCCUCCUUCCCGAUCUGACAGCUCCUGUCAAAACGGAACUCGCGGUGUGACCCAUCGUCUCGUGAGCGAUCUCUCGUCGCACGCUCUCCCUCUCUCCGUUUCCUCCCUCGUACCUGCCCCCGUCGGUGCGUUACACCUGUUUGGUUUGUGUACGCGAAAAGUGCAACAAAGUGCAGCCAGCCGGGCGAACGGAACGGACGGUUUCGGUGCCUUCCGUCUCGCUCACGUCCAUCUUACGCGUCGCGUUCGUUUCUUUGCCGUCGCCGCCGCUGCAUCGUCGGCGACGGCGGCGCGGAACGUAUACGUCCACUGCCACGCAGAGACCGAGAACGCCAGUCGCGGACCGCGAUGCGAUUCGCCUCCGCGUUUGUCCGAUGGUUAACGGUUUGCGGGCGCGUCGAUCUGUUUCAGAUUGGAUUUGGAUAGCAGCGAGGUGUGAGAUAAAGUCGCAAGCACUGUCAAUUACUUAAUACCAGGAAGGUAACGACUGCGUAGUUUGACAGAGUUUGAAUAUUCGUGAUUUCCCGUCGUGUUGACCGUCGCAACCAGCUGUCGGCUACGAGGAUGUCAGUAUUGAAUCAAAGCGGCGAGGAUGCGAUUGAGUGUCCUCUGUGUAUGGAACCUCUGGAGGUGGACGAUCUGAAUUUCUUCCCCUGCACCUGCGGAUAUCAGAUAUGCCGUUUUUGUUGGCACAGGAUUCGUACCGACGAGAACGGCCUCUGUCCCGCGUGUCGGAAGGCCUAUUCUGAAAAUCCGGCUGAUUUUAAACCCCUUACCAAGGAAGAAAUAGCAAGAUUAAAAGCUGAAAAGAGGUUGAAGGAUCAACAACGGAAGCAGAAAGUUACAGAAAAUCGGAAACAUCUAGCAAAUGUGAGAGUAGUACAAAAAAAUUUAGUGUUCGUAGUAGGAUUACCAAUGCGACUGGCAGACGCAGAUGUUUUAAAGAAACACGAAUAUUUUGGAAAAUUUGGGAAGAUACACAAAGUCGUAAUUAACCAGAGUACUUCCUACGCAGGGUCUCAAGGCCCCAGUGCUUCGGCUUAUGUUACUUACCAACGUCAAGAGGAUGCACUACGUGCUAUAGAGGCUGUGAAUAACAUUGUUGUGGACGGGCGGACAAUAAAGACGUCAUUGGGAACGACGAAGUACUGUUCGCAUUUCAUGCGUAAUCAAGCUUGUCCGAAGCCGGAUUGCAUGUACCUGCACGAUCUUGGGGACCAGGAGGCGUCGUUUACGAAGGAGGAGAUGCAUCAGGGGAAACAUCAGGAGUACGAGCGCAAGCUCGUGCAAUCGGUACAUGCAUCCUCAGUGCAACGGAAACCGACACCAUCACCACCUGUAACGGGCAAUAUCGUUAGGGAAAGUACUGUAAACUCACAAACUAAAGAAGCGUGGCCGUCGUUGCAACCGGGACAGACAAAUAGCUCACAGACCAGUUGUAAAGAGGUAUCACCACCUGUGCAAACAAGCUCGCAGCACAACGUGACGAGCGGAGGCGGGACGGUAGUUCAGCAGAGUCACGUAUCUUCCUCCGGGGUGCCCGUGCACCAGCAGAACAACAACAACAAGGGUGAAAGUGGUAUGGGUGUACGACGGGGUAAAAGUAACAGCGAAAGUAAGGCUCAGGCAGCUCGGAACAAGCAUAAAAAUAGUCAAAACAAAGAGAAGCACAGUACACGUACGACGUCGCGGUCCGAAUCGAGCUCGAUCAAUACGCAGAGUAGUUCGCAGUCGCAAAUCACCGGGCAGAAGGACGUUAGAAACUUUUCCGCCGAUGCGAACAGUGAUAUGUUGCAAAAAUUGGGUAACAAGUGCAAAAUAGAGCAACAGCAACAACAAUCACAGUCGCAGCCACAACAAAUUAGCAAAACAUCAAAAUUAGUUCAAUCGCAGCCUCACGAAGUUAAAGUAAACGGUGCGUUACAAAACGGGGAACGCCGGCAUUCGGACAGCGAAACGGAUCAGCAGCGCGAGGGUAGCACGCCGGCGAGCACGAUCUCGAGCACGGAAGACUCGAACGUAAAUCACCAAGCCGAACAUUUGGCUGAAUCGAGCGAGGAAAGCAAUGGCGCUGGUCUUUUAGGUUCGUCUCCAGCUAGCACAAAUUCAUCGCAAGGUGCCAAUCAACCACCACCACCGGGGCUACACAACGGAUCACAAAUGCAACUCAAUCACCGGUCGAUCUUUCAGACGGACAAUAACAGUUUCUUCAGUUCCAACACCUUCCAGAAAAUACCAACCACCACCUCAAUGCCAUCCAAUUCCCUCGCAGCGAACGCAAACCUGGAUUGGACGGGCACGGGAGUGGCUGCGAUACCCGAUUCAUUGCCAACGGUACAUUCUAGCGAGGAUUGGCAAGCGGCGUUCGGCUUCCAGCCGGAAUCGUCGCGGACGAAUCACGUUAUACCGAAGUCCAGCCCUGCCGAUUCGCCCAGGGUAACGUUCAACUCCGAGGGUUUCGUAGAUGAGGAAGUUUACAUAGGCGCACCACCGUACACCGCCACCAUCACCGAAUCAUCGCCUGGUACCUUCACGUCUAAUUUACUCGUAAAUUCACCCGCGUCUAAAUUUAUGGCAGACUUUCAACAAAAUUCACUACAGCAAAGGCUCAACAUGCAGGCUCAACAGAAUCAGGAAAAUUGUGAAUAUAUAAAGCAAAACGGUCACGCCACUAUGGAAGAAGUCCGGAAUCAUCGUGAUGCAGGCUCAGAUGUGAAACCCGACGACGAUUUAGGUUUCGAUCCUUUCCACGAGACGCAGAAAGCAUUAGCCGAACUAAUGGAGAACGAGCUGCAGAUACAGCAACAGAGGAUAUUCCAGCAACAGCAGCAGCAGCAGCAGCAGCAGCAGCAGAGAGAACGAGAAGAGCAGAGCAGGGUGCAGCAUCAGCAGACUCUCGCGAGUCUUAGCCAACAACAUUUUCCGCAAGUUGCGCACAUAGCACACUUGCAGCAGGCCCAGCACUUGCAAAAUCUCCAGGUGCUUCAGUCGCAUUCCCUCCUGACGCGUCUUCCACAAAAUUUGUUGCAAAGUGGCGCGCAGAGCCCGGCGCAGGGCACUGUCGCGGCGGCCAAUUUAGGACAACGCAGCCGCCUCCCGCCACCAGGAUUUCCCGGUUCCACGCCGAAUCACAUGAAUUCUUUCGGUCUCGGUAUACCACGGCCAGCACCAACGAACAGCGCUCUCUCUGGAACGCAACCACCUCAGCAAACUGCGUAUCUCCCAAAUGGAAGUCCGCUUCUCAACACGCAAACUAUCGGCAAGUGCGCGGGCGACACUAUGUACACCCUGAAGGAUUGGUGCGAGAUCAACAAUCAACAGCAGCAGCAGCAGCAGCAAUUCCAUCACCAGCCGUUGCACCAGAAGGGAGGAUGGAACAAUAAUUUCGGACCUAUCACAGAUUGGACUACGAUCGAUCCAGCCAUAGUUACCUCGUCUAGACCUCUUCCAUUCCAAACUACCAGCACGUGGCAGUUCCCCCACAUUCAUCCUCACGCCGUGACUCAUAAUGCGCAACAGGAACAAACCGCAUCCGCUCAGCACUGGGCGAUGCAACCACCUCCCGGCUUCGCCGCGCCCACGACCGCAGGGCAGUUGAGCAAUCCGCAGCAGAGCACAACCGCGCAGCCGCACACCAAGCUCAUCUCCACCGGAUCGGAAAUCGAGAGUAAGUUGGUCGCGAUCAAGCUCCGUGCAAACUGAAAAAAAAAGCAAAACAAAUUGACCUUAUGAUGUGUGCGCGGUAUCGAAAUAUAUAGGGCGUCUAUAUUGCAGACCUGUAAUUCUUAUGCGAGGCGAGCGAGUCGAGGCGUCAUAAUGUUUCCGGAGAACGUGGCAAGAUUAAAUCCUUGAAUGAAGAAAUGAAAUAAACAGACAGACAAACAAACAAAAAUUAUUCCGACAGUUGAUAACGUACGUGUUUUUCCCGACACCUCCAUAUCGUUUUAUUUGAAACCCACGAUUUAUUUGUGCGAGUUACUUACUCGAAUAAAAUAUCGGAAUGUGUAUAUAUAUAUAUAUAUACAUAUACACAUAUACAUAUGAAUUAAUUCGUAUUCUUCGGCGUGAAGAUCAUGCUCUGCACACUCCUCCUUUGCGAUAUUGAGUUUGAAUUAUACAGCGAAAUUAGAUUUUGGAAGGUCGACUACGUCAUCAUCACAAAGUUCAUGUAGGAUCUGACGUGCAUCAAACGAGCGAAUUGUUCCUCGGCUAAAGAACGAUCGAGUGAUUCAUGCAAACUGCGCAAACUUCCUUUCUGGGUCGCGAAUUGACACUGCUGAGAAAACAUAUUGAAGUGAGAAAAACGCGAUAUCGGUUGCAAGCUCCAGAUCGACGGAGAAGAAGAAAUGGAUUGAGUCAAACGUAACGAGAUUUUUUCAUAUUACUUGCUUCUUUCCGUCUCUUAAUCGUGUAAAAAAAGCCUGUUUUAAGCUAAACUUAAUUGCUUCGGCAAAGAAUUGUCAUCAGUUUUGUACCUCCAUUUAACGACAUCGUGUAUUGUUUUAUACUUUGCUAUUUUACGAUACUCUUUAUUUGAAAAAUGUGAUUCGUAUACGCGUUUUCCUACGACCUCGAAAGGCAAGAUUAUAUCUCUUUUUUUUUUUUAUCAUUAUCUUUAGUACAGAAGCGCAAUAAUUACAGUGAAAACGGCGUAGCGUUUUGUUAUCUUUGCAUGAUUUUUCUUUGAGCGUUUUCUUUGUCGAGACGCGAGGAAGUAUGAUACGUGGCGGAACCGCUGUCGAAAGAAGAGAAAAGCCUAGCUUAGGAUCUGCUAACUUAGUUUUUAUAAUUAUUUUAACGAAGAUACUCUCAGUUGUACCGUGAAUUGUAUCAAUCGAACACACACCCACACGUACACAGCAGCUGCAUACACACACACACACACGAUUCAGAUCAUAAAUUAUUCCGUAGUAACCGAAUGAUUAAGGAUACAUCUCCCAGCCUGAGUAAAGCUAUUGACGAUGACGACUGAGGAAAUUACGCAAACGGCUGUCCGUGAAAAUUAACGACGCGACAAUGUAUUUUAUUUACGGAGUGCGGAACGGAAAAAUACGGAGGGAAAUAAAAGAAAGAGACGUGAGCGAGGAAGGAAAAAUAUACAUUAACACACGAUGUACGAUAAACGUUGCGCGAGAGAAACGUCUGAGCGAUGUACCACGAAGUGUACAUACAUACGAUCGCGAUUUACGUCGAAUGACAGUUAUUCCCGUGGCAGACGGUUAAUUAAACGCGCGUCUGCUGCUCUGAGAGCGAAUAACGAAAGAACGUCACACAUAUAUAAGAGAACGAAUGAGAUAAUAAGAAAAAAAGUACUAUAUAAUUAUUAUGAAAUCUAAUUCAGUAAGAUAAUCGAGAAAUAUACGAAAUAUGC